UUCAUUGCAUUUCAUUAGAACUAGGAUUUGCGGGUCUAUCAAGGUAAAACGAAGAUGAGGCCAAUUGUCGUCGCUACGGUGAUACUGACAGUGGUAGCAGCAUACUAUGUUUAUCGCCCGCUACCAAAUACAUUAUCAGACCGCUGGAAGUUCAUGUUCUUGGACGCUAUUUUCCGUGGCUUUACGCGUUUGGGUAAUCUAGCGUAUGAAUUGGGCCUGAGUCAAGAUGUAUUCAUCUUAAACCAUCUUAUGUCACGGUUUGGGAUGUUGAACCCACAGUCAAGCGAAUCUGUACGGGUCACAGACACCACUUUUGCAGGACUGCCGGCCCGGGUUUUUGAGUCUACCUCAAAAGGAGAAGGGCAUCACCUGAAGAGAGGAGUGGUCUACUUCCAUGGUGGAGGAUGGACCCUUGGUAGUGGGAAGAUGCAACCGUAUGACUUGCAGUGCAGAAUGAUGGCUGAAAAACUAGAUGCAGUCAUUGUAUCUGUGGAUUAUCGAUUAGCCCCAGAGGCGCGUUUCCCAACGCAGUUCAAUGAUGCCUUGCAGGCCUCCAAACAGAUCCUGAAAAUGGAGGUUCUAGCUCAGUACAUGAUAGAUCCAUACAGAGUGGCUGUGUCAGGUGACAGUGCUGGGGGUAACCUUGCUGCUGCUGUGGCUCAACAGAUGGCCAUGGAUGAGACUGUCCCAAUUAAGUUUAAAGUUCAGGCUCUAAUCUACCCUGCUCUCCAAGCUCUGGAUUUUAACACACCCUCUUAUCAGCAGAAUGGGAACAUACCGAUCCUCUACCGUCCACAUAUGGCCCUUUUUUGGCUGAGGUACCUUAAUGGGGAUGAGAGACUAAUACCAUCCUUGCUUGUGAACAAUCAUACAUCACUGGACCAAGGUCAUGCAGCGGCGGAAGCCAGAGCAAAGGUGGAUUGGACCCAUCUCCUGCCGACUGCUUUCCACAAGGACUACAAGCUGGUUGCGCCCGCUCAUGGAACUCCUGGGCUGAUCGAGGAGCUGCCAGGACUGCUGGAUGUUAGGGCAGCUCCACUCCUGGCAGAAAGGGAGGUGCUUAAGGCUGUGCCUCCUGCAUACAUCCUGACCUGUGAACAUGACGUACUGCGUGAUGACGGGCUGAUGUAUUGGCAACGUUUGGAGGAGGCAGGGGUGGCUGUUACCCACGACUAUUACGAGGAUGGUUUCCAUGGCUGCAUGUUUUUUGCUUUUGGGCCAACACGCUUCUCUGUAGGAGUACGUAGUUUACAGAAUUAUAUUCAAUGGCUGGAUAAAAACUUAUAGGAAAGUCACGGUAAAUGAGCCAUGCUGUCAAUUUCUAGCUGAUGAUUUUAGAAAAUUCUGUGAAAUGAAGGGCUGAAAACAUUUAAAUGCACUUUUAAAGUUUAACCUGCAAUGCAUCAUGUCAACACACAAAGAGCUUUGUGAACAAAGGCACUGCUUUUCUCUCUAAGAAGAUGAUGCCACAAGGUCUGUUUAGCAUAUGCUUAGACUACCACACAACAAUAUUUAUUGAAUCAUUCCAACUUUUACCAGAAAGAUUUGACCCAGCUUUUUACAAUUUCAUAUAUAUACAGUACCCUCCAGAAUUAUUGGCAUUUAAUAUGAAUGAAAAAGGCUGAUGAAAAUUCCCUUUACUGUUUAUCAAGUAUUGUCUUUACUCAGAAAAUAAAGAAAAUAUAUAAAUUCCAUAUGAGCCCAUUACCACAAGAAAAAAGUCACGGGUGAUCACAAAAUGAAUUUUAUUCCGAAAAACGUGUCAUAAUUAUUGGCACCCCCCUCAUUUAGUAUCUUGUGCAACCCCUUUUGCCAACAGAACAGCACUGUGUCUUCUCAUGUAGUGUUUUUUAAGACCUGAUAACACAGAAGAAGGGAUUUUGGACCAUUCCUCAAUGCAGAAUCUCUCCAGAUCUUGCAGAGUCCUGGAUCUUUUGCGCUCUCCUCUUGAGCUCAACCCAUUGGUUUUUAGUUGGAUUUAGGUCAGGGGACUCAGAUGGCCAUGGCAAAAGCUUGAUUUUAUGUUUAUUUAACCAUUUUUGAGUUGGUUUUGAUGUGUGCUUUGGAUUGUUGUCCUACUGGAAGAUCCAACCAAUACCAAGUUUUAGCUUCCUGGCAGAGGUAGCCAGUUUUUGGUUUAAAAUCACCUUGUACUUCCUGGAAUCCAUAACGCCAUGUAUGCGAACAAUACUGCCAGGGGCUUUGGAGGAGAAACAGCCCCACAGCAUCACAGAUCCUCCACUAUAUUUUACGCUUGGUAUUAGGUGCUUUUGUCUGUAGACAUCUUUAUUUCUAUGCCAAACCCACACUGAGCGUUUGGAGCAGAGUGCGAAUUAUACAAUGCCAUUUGGGGGGGGUCAACUUUUUCUCCAGGGCUAUAUAGUAUAGGAUAUACAUAUGUUUUGACCCCACUGAACUGUUGUUUUUACCUCUUUUGGGAGGGGGGGGUCCAAGUCUUAAUUAGGGGGGUCAGACCCUCCAAUCCCCCCCCCCGUAAUUCAAACCCUGGUUUGGAGUCAAAGAGCUCAAUUUUGAAUCAAGGACCACAGCACCCUGUCCUAGUUAAAGUUCCAGUGGCAUCUGGCAAACUCCAAGUGCUUUUACUUGUGGCAAAAAGAUAGGAAAGGCUUCUUUCUAGCAUACUUUCCAAACAGUUUGUUGGCAUGGAGGUGGCGUCUUAUGCUGGAUUUGGGGAUAUGGUGACCCCAAGAUGCUACCAAACUCUGUAAUUCUGAAACUGUGGUCUUUGGAGAUUCUUUUACUUCUCUGACCAUCCUCCUCACUGUGGCUGCUGACAAAAUAGCCUUGCAUCCUCUUCCAGGCUGGUUCAUGAUGGUUUUGAAUUUCUUAAACUUUUUAAUGAUUGCCCUAACUGUUGAUAUGGGCAUUUUAAGUCAAGCAGCUAUUUUCUUGUAUCCAUUCCCUGAUUUGUGAGAGUCAACACACUUUUGCCUUAUUGCAAUGGAAUGCUCUUGAAUCUUUCCCAUGGUGAUGGAUGACUAAGGGAUUUGGGCCCUGUGUCACUUCAUUUUUAUAGCCCAGUGAAACAGGAAAUCAUUGAUGACUGCUUAGAAUUUCCUAAGCGAUUAGGCCAACUUAAAAUUAGUUAAAUAUGUGUGGGAUCAUAAUUCAUUUACAUUUCCUUGAUUCAAAUUUCUUGGGGUGCCAAUAAUUGUGACAUAUGUGAUUUCGUUUUAAAAAUUUUAUUUUUAGCUAAUGGUUGCUUUAUUCUCAGACUAAACUUACCUCAAAUAAAGUUUUUUUUUCUAUUUUCAAUAUAAAAUUAAGAUAAUACCUGAUAAACUGAAUUUUUUAUAAGCCUUUUCAAUCAUCUUCAGCAAGGGUGCUAAUAAUUCUGGAGAGCACUGUAUAAACGUAUAAAUGAGUAUGUGAAUAUAUUUUUAAAGACUGAUGUGUACAAUAAUGUGGGGUGUGAGUAAAGUACCUCAAAUAUUAACCAUAAUAAGACAAUUAUUGAAAUACUUUUAUUGCAGUAUUCCUGUACUACUUGAAAUGUCGGACUACCUGGAGACAGAUGUCUCUAAUUUACCAAAUCAGUUAGCUUAUACAGUGUUCAAGGAAAUAUGUUUUGCAUUGAAAGUCAGGGACCAUCGUUGUGCAACUGAUAUGUUGAUUAGUUUAGUCUGUCUCCGCUUAGACACAAGAAAAUGGUGUGAGAAACACUUUUGUGAAGGACAUUUAAACCUCAUUAUUACUGCUGUUGACUCUUUUAAUCUGUGAAAAGAUUCUCUGAAACAAACAAACAAAAAAACCUAUACUAUUUAUUUCAAAGAUUUAUUUCUAUAAUUGUAUGAUACAAAAAUAUUUUGAUACAAUUUAACACAGUUCUAUGUUUUGUAUCUGAAAAAUGAUAGCUGCAAGCUCUACUGUUAUUAUCAGAUUUAAUGUGAUGUGUAAUAUUUAAAAAUUUGAGCAAUGGGAGUAUCACAGAAGGCACAUUCCUAAACACAGAGAAACAUGGACAUUUUAAAGAAAAAUGAAGAAGUGAACUGUGGGUGGGAAUUGCUUGAGGGAGCUAUCCUUCAAUGCCAGCGUGUAGGAAAGGCUAGAGGGUGUAGAUAAGCAGUGAGGAAUGCUCUGGGAACCAAUGCUAGCCUUCACCUGAGAGACCUUUGGCAGCAGUGUACCUUUGACUCAUUUCAGUGCAACAGAAUAUGCAAGUGGGAUGAGACCCAUGUGAAAGACAAUAAAAUGAAUCUUUGUCAGGGUAACACUGUCUUCAAAAGUGCAUUGGCGAUAGACUUUUAUUGAAUAUAACAUAAGAAUGACAACAGCAUCAUGAAGUCAUUUUUCUGCUUUGAGAAUAAGGUACCUUGUUUGUGUUUCCAUACAUGUGCAGCUAUCAUAAAAUCUUAUGUGUUGUGUGUGUAAGUCACUAAUUCUCGUGAUUCUAUGUUCAUUGUCUUAGACAGAGUAUAUAAUUCGCAUUACAAUGUUUUUCGGGUAGAAUACAUUUCAAUUAUGCAAUGGCUUGGCAAGAUAGUCUGCUUUUCUUCUUUUCCCCUUCAAAUAGAAGAUGUCGCUUUUGUGUUCUUUACCACCAAACCACCAAAAAAAAAAAAAAAACCCAGAAUGAAAAUAAAAAGAUUUUACAGAUCUUU
Chanos chanos (milkfish) is the source of this 4622-nucleotide messenger RNA. Its product is annotated as neutral cholesterol ester hydrolase 1. NCBI's taxonomy places the organism in Eukaryota, Metazoa, Chordata, Actinopteri, Gonorynchiformes, Chanidae. The transcript is spliced from 5 exons. The coding region runs from base 55 to 1287 and encodes 410 amino acids. The record is from RefSeq and is a predicted model, not a curated record. Gene Ontology annotation, molecular function: carboxylic ester hydrolase activity. Gene Ontology annotation, cellular component: membrane.